AUGGCUGCGCGGAGGAGGCGGCAAGUAGAGUUGAUAGUAUUCUAUACCUUUAUUAGCAAGAGUAUAGUGCGGGCUUUUAUUAAAGACCUCGAGUACAAGACUGUAGUUUACAAGCAUCUCAAAUUAAUCUAUGGUAUCUAUAUGCCUGUCUUCCUAGGUGCUAUCAACCUCCGAUCGAUGAAUAAGAUUUACUACUAUAACCAUCGGGUCUAUGUGGUGCACAUAAUAUUUUUGUCCUGGGGAGGGUGUAGCAUCAACAAAGCACAGAAAAUUGGCGACAUAAAUAGGUUACUCGAAGACAAGGCCAUUCGGUCCUUAAGAGCCAUGCAUCGAGAGGGGGUGAUCCACAAGGAUGUGCGACUUGCGAAUAUGUUAUUCAAUCCUGAGACCAACGGGGUUAUGGUGAUCGACUUUGAACGGGCUUUGCUACUCAAGCCGCCUCGUUGUCCAUUGGCGCCAGGGUAG
Ilyonectria robusta is the source of this 465-nucleotide messenger RNA. RefSeq lists its product as uncharacterized. The coding region runs from base 1 to 465 and encodes 154 amino acids. The record is from RefSeq and is a predicted model, not a curated record. Gene Ontology annotation, molecular function: protein kinase activity; ATP binding. Lineage: Eukaryota; Fungi; Ascomycota; Sordariomycetes; Hypocreales; Nectriaceae. The transcript is spliced from 2 exons. Gene Ontology annotation, biological process: protein phosphorylation.